CUCUCCACUCCUUCUCUCUCAUCACACCCCACUCUCUCUCUCUCUCUAUUUAUUUGCAGUUUUCUCAUUUUUUCCGUCUGUAGCACAGAGAGAGAAACACACACACACACACACAUACCGUAUAAGCGUUUGUCUUUGUGUUGGAGCUUUCCCAAGAGUUUUUGCAACUUCAAGCUGUUACCAUGGUGAGGAAGAGGAGAAGUGACAUUCCUGGCUCUGGUGAGGGCUCCGAACCUCAGGAAACUGGUGUAGGACGCGGUGCCGUUCAACGCCCACCUGCACAGCUGCAACAGCCCCACCAGCCUCAACCGCCCUACCAGCCGCAACACCCACAACAGCCACAGCAGCCACAACAGCCACAACAGCAAGGAGGAGGAGGAAGAGGCUGGACACCUCAACGUGGAGGAUAUGGUGGCCGUGGUGGUGGAGGCGGCAGAAUGGCUCCCCCGCAACACUAUGGUGGGCCUCCCGAGUAUCAACAGCAAGGUCGGGGCGGUCAGCAAUAUCAGCGAGGAGGGGGUGCACCACGACGUGGCGCUUAUUCAGGUGGCCGAGGCGAGGCACCAUUUGCUGGUGGGCCCUCUAGGCCACCCGCUCCCGAGCUGCACCAAGCUGCUACCCAGUCCCCGUAUCAAGCGACAAUGACUCAGCCAAUUCAGUAUGGGAGUCCUGCGGAGACACUCAGAGGGGCUAGCUCUUCUUUCCAGCCUCCUGAACCGACAGAUGUAGAAGUGUCUGAGCAGAUCCAGCAACUCUCUAUCCAGCCAGAUGUUGCUCCAAGCCAAGAAAUGCAACCUGCUUCAAGCAAGUCAGUGAGAUUUCCUCUGAGGCCUGGCAAGGGUAGCAAUGGUACCAGGUGUAUUGUCAAAGCGAAUCAUUUCUUUGCUGAGCUGCCUGACAAAGACUUGCAUCAGUAUGAUGUCUCAAUUACUCCUGAAGUCACAUCCCGAGGAGUAAACCGUGCUGUGAUGGCGCAGUUAGUGAAGCAUUAUAGGGAUUCUCAUCUUGGAAAGAGGCUCCCUGCCUAUGACGGAAGAAAGAGUCUGUACACUGCUGGCCCUCUACCUUUUGUGGCAAAGGAGUUCAAAAUAACUCUUACCGACGAAGAAGAUGGUCCUGGAACUGCCAGGCGAGAAAGGGAAUUCAAAGUGGUUAUCAAGUUCGCUGCACGCGCAGACUUGCACCAUUUAGGCAUGUUCUUACAGGGUAGACAAGCUGAUGCACCCCAAGAAGCUCUUCAGGUUCUUGACAUUGUACUGCGUGAACUUCCAACCUCUCGGUAUUCUCCAGUUGGUCGAUCUUUCUAUUCUCCUGAUUUAGGUAAAAGGCAGCCUCUUGGUGAAGGACUGGAAAGUUGGCGUGGAUUCUACCAGAGUAUUCGUCCUACCCAGAUGGGUUUGUCACUGAAUAUUGAUAUGUCAUCCACUGCGUUCAUUGAGCCUCUCCCGGUGAUUGAUUUUGUCACCCAGCUUCUGAACAGAGAUGUAUCAGCUAGACCAUUAUCUGAUGCUGACAGAGUCAAGAUUAAGAAAGCCCUUAGGGGAGUAAAGGUGGAAGUUACUCACAGAGGAAACAUGCGAAGGAAAUACCGUAUCUCUGGUUUGACAUCACAAGCAACUCGUGAACUAACAUUUCCUGUUGACGAGAGAGGCACUAUGAAAUCUGUUGUUGAGUAUUUUCAAGAAACCUAUGGCUUUGUUAUCCAACACACUCAGUGGCCUUGUCUGCAAGUUGGGAAUACACAGAGGCCAAACUAUCUUCCCAUGGAGGUGUGCAAGAUAGUAGAGGGCCAGAGGUAUUCUAAGAGGUUAAAUGAGAGACAGAUUACUGCACUACUCAAGGUCACUUGUCAGCGUCCUCAGGAAAGGGAGCUUGACAUUCUCCAGACUGUACACCAUAAUGCUUAUGCUGAAGACCCUUAUGCUAAAGAAUUUGGAAUUAAGAUUAGUGAGAAGCUAGCGCAGGUCGAAGCUCGUGUUCUACCUCCACCUUGGCUCAAAUAUCAUGACUCGGGUCGGGAGAAGGACUGUCUCCCACAAGUUGGACAGUGGAAUAUGAUGAACAAGAGGAUGGUCAAUGGUGGGACAGUGAACAGUUGGAUAUGCAUCAACUUUUCACGCAAUGUUCAAGACAGCGUGGCACGUAGUUUCUGCCACGAGCUUGCUCAGAUGUGCAGCACUUCUGGCAUGGCUUUUAAUCCUGAACCCGUCCUACCAGUUUUGACUGGUCGCCCAGAUCAGGUAGAACGAGUUUUGAAAGCUCGGUAUCAUGAUGUGACAACUAAAUUGCAGCCCCAUAAGAAGGAGCUUGACUUGUUAAUUGUUAUAUUGCCAGACAACAAUGGCUCUCUUUACGGUGAUCUAAAACGGAUAUGCGAAACGGAUCUUGGAAUCGUCUCACAGUGCUGUCUUCAGAAGCAUGUGUACAGGAUGAGCAAACAGUAUCUUGCCAACGUGUCUCUGAAAAUUAAUGUCAAAGUUGGUGGGAGGAAUACAGUGCUGGUGGAUGCGCUCUCCAGGCGUAUUCCUCUUGUCAGUGAUCGACCAACUAUCAUAUUUGGUGCAGAUGUUACACAUCCCCAUCCUGGAGAGGACUCCAGCCCAUCCAUUGCUGCUGUUGUUGCUUCCCAGGAUUGGCCUGAAGUCACAAAGUAUGCAGGCUUGGUUUGUGCUCAGGCACAUAGGCAGGAACUCAUCCAGGAUCUCUAUAAAACCUGGCAGGAUCCGGUUAAGGGAACCAUGCAUGGUGGCAUGAUCAAGGAACUACUUAUUUCAUUCCGCAGAGCAACUGGGCAGAAACCACAGCGAAUUAUCUUCUAUAGGGAUGGUGUCAGUGAAGGCCAGUUUUAUCAAGUUUUGCUUUAUGAACUCGAUGCUAUACGAAAGGCAUGUGCCUCGUUGGAGCCAAACUAUCAGCCUACUGUUACCUUUGUUGUGGUCCAGAAACGUCAUCAUACUCGAUUGUUUGCUAAUAACCACCAUGACCGACAUGCAGUUGAUAGAAGUGGAAACAUUCUUCCUGGUACUGUUGUUGACUCCAAAAUCUGUCACCCAACUGAGUUUGACUUCUACCUCUGCAGCCAUGCUGGUAUACAGGGUACUAGCCGUCCAGCACAUUACCAUGUUCUCUGGGAUGAGAACAAAUUUACAGCUGAUGCUCUUCAAAGUCUUACUAAUAACCUUUGCUACACAUACGCCAGGUGUACUCGCUCUGUUUCCAUUGUGCCUCCUGCAUAUUAUGCACAUCUGGCAGCUUUUAGAGCUCGAUUCUACAUGGAGCCAGAAACAUCAGACAGUGGUUCAAUGACGAGCAGUGCAGUCGGUGGUAGAGGUGCGGGUCCCGGUGGAAGGACCACUAGGCCUCCGGGGGCUAAUGCUGCAGUUAGACCCCUCCCUCAGCUUAGGGAUAACGUCAAAAGGGUCAUGUUUUACUGUUGAGGUGGUUUAUUAUUAUUAGCCAAAUAAAAUUGCCUUUAAAAAAAACUCGGAUUUUAGAUUGUGUUUUGUCGUCUGCUGAGGUGCUUGAGCUACCCCACCUCUCAUUCGCUCAUCUUUUAUGGUUGGGUCUCUCGAUUGCGGAUUCUUUUAUGGUUUGUGAUUUGUUUGCAUGUUUUGUGUGGGAUUUGUUUACCUGUGGAUGAUUAUCUAUUCAUGAAUUACUGUUUUGGUUACUUUC
Erythranthe guttata (spotted monkey flower) is the source of this 3675-nucleotide messenger RNA. It is a transcript of the gene AGO1, whose product is annotated as Stabilizer of iron transporter SufD / Polynucleotidyl transferase. The record is from RefSeq and is a predicted model, not a curated record. Gene Ontology annotation, molecular function: protein binding; RNA binding. Lineage: Eukaryota; Viridiplantae; Streptophyta; Magnoliopsida; Lamiales; Phrymaceae.